AUGCAAGCUGCGAAGUGUGGUCAAGAAAACAGACGUUCAAGCUUCUUAGACUACUGUUGCUAUCAUUGUGGUGUCAUUGGUGGCAAGAGAGUCAACGUCACCGACUGUCGGAUCAGGAUCGAUGAUUUCCGCGUAAAGUCGAUACAUUCGUUGGGGACCGCUCGCUUCAAAUCAUUGAUGGCCUGCAUGCACGCUUUGCUGUUACACAAUGCUGUGAUCUGUGUAUCAGUCACUGCCAAGGAGCUUCGAUAA
Plasmopara halstedii is the source of this 252-nucleotide messenger RNA. RefSeq lists its product as uncharacterized. The transcript has 6 exons. Lineage: Eukaryota; Oomycota; Peronosporomycetes; Peronosporales; Peronosporaceae. The coding region runs from base 1 to 252 and encodes 83 amino acids. The record is from RefSeq and is a predicted model, not a curated record.